This is a messenger RNA of Hyposmocoma kahamanoa, 657 nucleotides long. Its product is annotated as thyroid transcription factor 1-associated protein 26 homolog. The record is from RefSeq and is a predicted model, not a curated record. Lineage: Eukaryota; Metazoa; Arthropoda; Insecta; Lepidoptera; Cosmopterigidae. Gene Ontology annotation, cellular component: nucleus. The transcript has a single exon. The coding region runs from base 1 to 657 and encodes 218 amino acids.
AUGGACAAGAAAAGGGACUCAUUCUUCUUAGCCAGCAAGAAAAAAGAUAAACAACCUGAUAGAGAUUGCAAUAAAGAAGUAAAAAGGGAAAAGAAAAAUGAUGGAGUUGACCAUCACGAAAAAAAGAAACGUCAAGAUAAUUUCAUGCAAAAUAGAGUUGCCCCAGAAAAUGGUCAAGACAAGAAACCUUUUGACAAAAAAGCUUAUCGUUUGAAGAAAUACAGUAAGAAAUAUAAGCUUGAACAAUGGGAGGAGCAAAGGAAGAAGCAACUUCUAAGAAAAUUCUAUAAAGAAGUAAAGAAUGAACCUGCUGCUGGAUCUUACAAGCCAAUUAAUUUUGACGAAGAUGUAACAGACUCUAACCAAGAGGUUGGUAGAUUUGUUAAACACCCAGAUGUGCUAGAAAGGGAAAAAGCUCAAAGUCGUAAGGAUCCUUUUUGGCAAGCUAAACAACAGUAUAAUAAAAUAAAACAAGACAAACAAAGGAAGAAAGAGGAGAUCGAAAAGGCGAAAGAAGAAAAGAAUCAGAAGUUGCAAGAAUACAAGAAGAAAAAGCAAGAAAGAUUUAAGAAGUUGAGCAAGAAGACUAAGAAAGGACAGCCUGUCAUGACGGGACGGUUGGAGAUGCUUUUAGAGAAAAUUCAGACUUCUAAAUGA